Messenger RNA from Pistacia vera, 1279 nucleotides. Its product is annotated as CBL-interacting serine/threonine-protein kinase 20. Gene Ontology annotation, biological process: signal transduction; protein phosphorylation. Lineage: Eukaryota; Viridiplantae; Streptophyta; Magnoliopsida; Sapindales; Anacardiaceae. The transcript is spliced from 2 exons. Gene Ontology annotation, molecular function: protein kinase activity; ATP binding. Bases 2 to 1279 code for a protein of 425 amino acids. The record is from RefSeq and is a predicted model, not a curated record.
GAUGGAGAAAGGAGUAUUGAUGAAUAGGUAUGAGCUCGGACGAUUGCUUGGACAAGGGACAUUCGCCAAAGUUUACCAUGCGAGAAACCUCAAGACUGGCGAAAGUGUAGCCAUUAAGAUUAUUGAUAAGGAGAAGAUAUUGAAGGUUGGUUUGAUUGAUCAAAUCAAACGAGAAAUCUCUAUAAUGCACCUCGUUAGGCAUCCUAAUAUUGUACAGCUUUAUGAGGUGAUGGCAAGCAAAACCAAGAUAUAUUUCGCCAUGGAGUACGUGAGAGGAGGUGAACUUUUCAACAAAGUUGCCAAAGGGAGGCUCAAAGAAGACGUUGCAAGAAAAUAUUUUCAACAAUUGAUUGGAGCCGUUGAGUUUUGUCAUAGCCGAGGGGUAUAUCACCGGGAUCUUAAACCCGAAAAUCUCCUUCUUGAUGAGAAUGGUGACUUGAAAAUUUCAGAUUUUGGCUUGAGUGCAUUGCUGGAUUCAAGAAGGCAGGAUGGUCUACUUCACACAUCUUGUGGAACUCCUGCUUAUGUUUCACCAGAAGUAAUCAACAAGAAGGGCUAUGAUGGAGAAAAAGCUGAUAUUUGGUCAUGUGGGGUUGUUCUUUAUGUUCUAUUGGCUGGUUAUCUCCCUUUCUAUGAUUCAAAUCUCAUGGAAAUGUACAAGAAGAUCACAAGAGGUGAAUUCAAGAGGCCCAACUGGAUUCCACCAGAAGUUCGGAAACUUCUUUCCAGGAUUCUUGAUCCGAAUCCUAAAACAAGAAUCACUAUGGAUAAGCUCAUGGACAAUACCUGGUUUAAGAAGAAUUAUGAACAACUUGAACUCCCACAAUCACCACAAGGACAACAGAGAAACAAGUUGAUUAGCGAUAUUCAUGCUGCAAGUCCAGUUAAGCCAUAUCUUUUUAAUGCCUUUGACAUUAUCUCUCUCUCCCAAGGCUUUAAUUUAUCAGGUUUAUUCGAGAAUGAUAUGAAUAGUAGUCUAGAAACAAGAUUCACUACAACAAAGUCAGCCUCUGCCAUUGUGUCGAAAUUCGAAGAGAUAGCAGUUACAGAGAAGUGUUACUUCAACAAGAAGAAUGGAACAGUGAAUUUAAGACACAGCAGACAAGGAAGAAAAGGGAAGCUCGCAAUAGAUGCUGAAAUCUUCGAAGUUACUCCUUCUUUUCAUGUGGUGGAGUUGAAGAAAGCAUCUGGAGAUACAAUAGAAUAUAAAAAUUUCUGCAGCCAUGAAUUGAAGCCUUCUCUCAAGGAUAUAGUGUGGACUUGGCAAGGAGUUGAGUAG